AUGACUAUAUAUACAGGCCUAAGAAGAAUCUCGCAGGUAAUAGCUGCGCAAGGGUCAGAAAAUCAGAUUUAAGCACGUGAUAUAACUGAUCAAGGGUCAGAAGCCUUACCCGUAAGGCAUCCAACCUUCUGACCCUUCCGCAACUUUUUCUGAACCCGCCGCAACUGGGACCCCGCGGCGGUGCUGCUUUAGGCGAGGGGCUGACGCUGACGUCUUAUCGGCUGCCGUCCGCCCGGAGUCCCCCGUCUCUCUCCAUCCCCUUCAUCUCCCCACUAGAUAGAGAGAGAUAGAUACCAACUGCCGGUCAGCCCUCCCCCUGCCUUCCCUCCUUCAACCUUCGCCAUGUCCUCCGUCGAAGUCACCCUCGACAAUGUCGCCGAGAUCCUCCAAGGCGACACCCGCGUCAAGCUGGCUGGCGUCGACGUCGACGGCAUGCUCCGCGGCAAGCUCGUCUCCAAGAAGAAGUUCCUCUCCAUCGUCGCCGAUGGCUUCGGCUUCUGCUCCGUCGUGUUUGGCUGGGACAUGCACGACCACACCUACUUCAAGGAAUUGACCGUCAGCAACAAGGAGAACGGAUACCGCGAUCUCGUCGCCGUCCCAGACCUGGCCAGUUUCCGGCGCAUUCCCUGGGAGAAAAACGUCCCCUUCUUCCUGGUCAGCUUCUUCGAUCCCGACACAAAGGAACCCCUGUGCGCAUGUCCCCGGGGUCUGUUGAAGUCCGCGCUGGGCAAGUUGGAGGCGGCGGGCUAUCGCGCCAUGGCGGGUGCGGAGUAUGAGUUCUAUCAGUUCCGCGCACCAGCAACCCACCCCGAUCCCGAGCGCAAUGCCUCGUCCACGGCCACCUUCCUGAAAGAAAACCCCGUCGAAGCCCUCCCCCCGUUGACGGAAGGCAUGUUCGGAUACAGCCUGACCCGCCCCAUCCACAACCAGGACUACUACUAUGGCGUGUUCGACGCGUGCGAGCAGUUCGACUGCGAGAUCGAGGGGUGGCACACGGAGAGCGGACCGGGGGUCUAUGAGGCGGCACUACAAUUCGGAGAGGCCAAGGGCAUGGCCGACCGAGCGGGACUGUUCAAAUAUGUCGUCAAGUCCAUCGGCACGAAGCACGGCAUCACCCCGACGUUCAUGGCGAAGCCCCGCGAGGGCCUCCCCGGCAACAGCGGGCACAUGCACAUCUCCCUGGUCGGGAGCGACGGGAAGAAUGCCUUCCUCCGCGACACCCCCGAUCCCAACCCACCGUACCCGGACGUGGCUCAUUUCUCCGACCUGGGCCGGCACUUUCUCGCGGGCGUCCUGACAGGCCUCCCCGACAUCAUGCCGAUGUUCGCACCCACGGUCAACUCCUACAAGCGGUUGGUGGAGAACUUCUGGGCCCCCGUCACGGUGUCGUGGGGACUGGAGCACCGGGCGGCCUCCAUCCGGCUCAUCACGCCGCCCACCGCCAGCCCGAAGGCCACGCGGUUGGAGGUGCGGGUGCCGGGGGCGGAUGCCAACCCGUACUUUGUGCUGGCGGCGGUGGUCGCGUUGGGCUGGUGGGGCGUGGAGAAGCAGCUGGCAAUCCCGGUGCCGCCGCUGUCGAAGGGCGACGAGAUGGGGGGCGCGAGCGACCCGGGGUUGCGCCUGGCCAAGUCGCUGGGGGAAGCCACCAGGACCUUCAUGCGUCCGGAGAGUGUCGCGCGGGAGGUGUUUGGCGACGCGUUUGUGGACCACUUCGGAGGCACGCGGGAGCACGAGGUGCGCCUGUGGGAGGAGGCCGUGACGGAUUGGGAGGUGCGACGGUACAUCGAAACCGUCUGA
This is a messenger RNA of Aspergillus heteromorphus CBS 117.55, 1797 nucleotides long. Its product is annotated as glutamine synthetase family protein. The transcript is spliced from 5 exons. The record is from RefSeq and is a predicted model, not a curated record. Lineage: Eukaryota; Fungi; Ascomycota; Eurotiomycetes; Eurotiales; Aspergillaceae. Gene Ontology annotation, molecular function: glutamine synthetase activity. The coding region runs from base 343 to 1797 and encodes 484 amino acids.